GCAGCUAACCAAAACAUGCUCAGCUAACAACCCACAACAUGCACACCUAACAGCAGCACUUUAAAGACACUUUUCAUUCUGUCAGGACCAGUUUAAAACUAUUACCUACGGGGCAGCUCCACGUCUGUGCACUGGAGCUGUUUGGAGUGGAUAAAAAGGCUGUUUUUCCCGGAAAGGUGCAAAUUAUUAAUGAAAAGCCGGGAGCUAGCUCGAAGUUGAGUAGAAGCUUGAGACAAACAGCAUCUUAAACUUGUUCUUCUAAAGGAAUGACAAGACUGGACCUGUGAUGUAGUCGUCUCAUCGCACAUCGCAGUGUUUUUCUGACACUUUAUCAGGGAGUGAUGGAAGAGGACAGUCCGACACUGAAGCCCAGGCGCAUUCAGAAUCAAAACGUGGUCCAUCGCCUGGAGAGGAGGCGGGUGUGUUCAGGCAGACCUGGGGCUCACUGGUACAGAGUGCGCUGCUUUCACCAGAACCUCUUCCCCAACUUCACUGUGGUCAAUGUGGAGAAACCACCAUGUUUUCUCAGAAAGUUUUCCCCAGAUGGACGCUGUUUCAUCGCCUUCUCCUCUGAUCAGACAUCCCUGGAGAUUUAUGAAUACCAGGGCUGCCAGGCGGCUCAGGACCUGCUCCGAGGUCAGGAGGGAGAGACUCUGCUCACAGCCAAUGACCAGCGCUCGCUCAACAUCCGCGGGCGUCUGUUUGAACGCUUCUUCUCUCUGCUCUAUGUCACAAAUGUGGCCUCAAAUGGAGAGCACCUGAACAGGGAGUGCAGCCUUUUCACUGACGAUUGUCGCUACGUCAUCGUGGGCUCAGCCGUCUACGUACCAGAGGAUCCACCGCCGUAUUUCUUUGAGGUGUACAGGAACAAUGAGUCUGUGACCCCCAAUCCGCGCUCCCCUCUUGAGGACUACUCCUUGCACAUCAUUGACCUGCACACGGGGCGCCUCUGUGACACCAGAUGCUUUAAGUGCGACAAGAUCAUUCUCUCUCACAACCAGGGUCUGUAUCUGUACCGCAACAUCCUGGCUGUACUGUCAGUGCAGCAACAAACCAUCCAUGUUUUUCAGGUGACUCCAGAGGGGACCUUCCUGGACGUACGGACCAUUGGGCGCUUCUGUUAUGAGGAUGACCUGCUCACUCUCUCAGCUGUUUACACUGAGGCCCAAGCAGAAAGCCAGCCCGGGUUUCCUCGCCUUUACACAGACAAAACCAUCAACUCCCUCAAACACAGACUGCUGGUUUACUUGUGGAGGAGAGCCGAGCAGGACGGGAGCGCCACUGCCAAGAGGAGAUUCUUCCAGUUUUUUGAUCAGCUGAGGCGUCUCCGGAUGUGGAAGAUGCAGCUCCUGGAUGAGCAUCACCUCUUCAUUAAAUACACCAGCGAAGACGUGGUCACGCUCAGAGUCACCGACCCCUCACAGCCUUCGUUCUUCGUGGUGUACAACAUGGUGUCCACAGAGGUGUUGGCGGUCUUCGAGAACACUUCAGAUCAGCUGCUGGAGCUUUUUGAGAAUUUCUGUGACCUGUACAGAAACGCCACUUUGCACAGUCAAGCCGUGCAGUUCCCCUGUUCAGCCUCCUCCAAUAACUACGCACGCCAGGUCCAGAGAAGAUUUAAAGACACCAUAGUAAAUGCCAAGUACGGUGGGCACACGGAGGCAGUGAGGAGACUCUUGGGUCAGCUGCCCAUCAGCGCUCAAUCUUACAGCAGCAGCCCAUACCUGGACCUCUCUCUCUUCAGCUAUGACGACAAGUGGGUGUCUGUGAUGGAGCGGCCACGCACCUGUGGAGAUCACCCCAUCAGAUUUUACGCCAGGGAUUCAGGACUGUUGAAGUUUAAGAUCCAGGCUGGUCUGCUGGGACGUCCUGUGAACCAUGCCGUGCGGCGCCUGGUGGCCUUCACCUUCCACCCGUUUGAACCCUUCGCCAUCUCCGUCCAGCGCACCAACGCUGAGUAUGUGGUCAACUUCCACGUGAGACAUGUGUGUGCGUAGUGUGCAAACCCACUGGGCCCUGUACAUCUCAGAGUGAUAAACAAACAUGGCGGCGUGAAGCUGGGGCUUGUUCUUCUGCAGAAGAAUCAGUGGCUCUCGUCCUACUUUCUCUCGACACAAACCACAGUUCUCUUUUGCCUUCCAUCAAACAGUGGUCACUCAACACCAGCCUCCUCCCUCCAGCAGCAAGCCAGCAAUUCUGCCUUUGCCUUUCGUCUCACCACUUUUCCUCCUCUUCCCCCCUUCCUCGGCAGAACAAAGAGGAGCUGUAGGAAGGAGAGGCUGGAAUAAGUGUAAAUGGGGAUGUAGAGAGAGUGAUUGAUGUGCCACGGAGGUGGGAACUGCAGGUAGCCGGACCUCUCAGAAGGAGCAAAAGGUGCUUUCUUUCUCCAGCGUGCACUCAAAGCUGCACAUUCAGAAUGACUUCUGCGGUUGGUCCAACACCAGCUCGCCACAAAACUUUUCCAUAAAAGCAGAGUUCAUUUUAUAUUGUACAGUUUUAUACUUUUUUUAAAAUAUGUCUAAUAUUAUAUUAUAAUAAACAGUUGUGUACAUGUUUUUA
Molecule: messenger RNA, 2559 nt
Organism: Boleophthalmus pectinirostris (great blue-spotted mudskipper)
Lineage: Eukaryota; Metazoa; Chordata; Actinopteri; Gobiiformes; Gobiidae
Gene: det1
Product: DET1 partner of COP1 E3 ubiquitin ligase
Exons: 9
Coding region: 342-1997 (551 amino acids)
Biological process (GO): protein ubiquitination; positive regulation of proteasomal ubiquitin-dependent protein catabolic process
Cellular component (GO): cullin-RING ubiquitin ligase complex; nucleus
Molecular function (GO): ubiquitin protein ligase binding; ubiquitin-like ligase-substrate adaptor activity
Source: RefSeq, a predicted model, not a curated record